Molecule: messenger RNA, 1597 nt
Organism: Oncorhynchus nerka (sockeye salmon)
Lineage: Eukaryota; Metazoa; Chordata; Actinopteri; Salmoniformes; Salmonidae
Product: basic leucine zipper transcriptional factor ATF-like
Exons: 3
Coding region: 403-792 (129 amino acids)
Biological process (GO): regulation of transcription by RNA polymerase II
Cellular component (GO): nucleus
Molecular function (GO): RNA polymerase II cis-regulatory region sequence-specific DNA binding; DNA-binding transcription factor activity, RNA polymerase II-specific
Source: RefSeq, a predicted model, not a curated record
GAGAAAGAGAGGAAAGGAGGGCGGGAGAGUAAUAGAAGAGAGAGAGAGAGAGAGAGAGGCAGAGAGAGACACAGAGAGAGAGAGAGAGAGAGAGAGAGAGAGAGAGGCAGAGAGAGACACAGAGAGAGAGAGAGAGAGACACAGACAGAGAGAGAGAGACACACAGAAAGAGAGGAAAGGAGGGCGGGAGAGUAAUAGAAGAGAGAGAGAGAGAGAGAAGAAGAAGAAAGAGUUCUUACUCAUUAAGCGAUCGUCCAAGUUCAGCUAAGCCCACACACUCUCUCUCUCUCUCUCUCUCUCUGCUGUACACACGCUCACACAGCGGUACACACACAUCGAUACAGACACAAACAGAAAGCAGAAGUGGAGAGAGGCUCUGGAUUUGGGGCGACGUGGUUGGUUAUGGCUCAUGGUUCUGACAGUAGUGAUUCCAGUUGUGUCAAAUCCCCUUCGCCAGCGAGCAGCAGGCGGGGCUCCUCAGACAACAUAAAGAAAGUAAUGAGAAGAGAGAAGAAUCGUAUCGCUGCCCAGAAGAGCAGGAUGAGACAGACCCAGAAGGCAGACAGUCUACACCUGGAGAGUGAGAACCUAGAGAAGGAGAACGCAGCACUGAGGAAGGAGGUGAAGAGACUAACAGAAGAGGCCAAGUAUCUCUCCUCCGUCCUGACUACCCAUGAGCCUCUCUGCAGCGGCCUGGCCCCUCAGACGACCCAUGACCUCCUGUACUCCCCCCACCACCACGGGAGCAGCGCCUUCCACCACAGUAUUGCUGUGUCUCACUACCAACACUGAUCGCCACAGACCAACAAGGGGGACUGGAGAGAAGCUGGAGAAGUUUAGUGACCUUGGUACACUGUGGCGCCCUACUUCCUUAGUAGUGCACUUCUUUUCACCAGAGCCCUAUGGGUCAAACAGUUGUGUACUAUAUAGAGCCACUUGGAACAGGAUGUGUAGAGGAUGGAGUAAAGACUGGCAUUUUGAAACGUCACAGAACAAGCAGCACUUAGGAAUGGUUUAAAAUAACAGAUGUUCUUAUUUUGAAAAGAUGACAGAAGGCAGUCUGAUAUAUAAAAUGACUUCCAAACCUUCCAAACCGGUCUCUUUGACGCGACUGUAGAAUCAGUCAAAUGGACAAUGAAAAAAUAGUCCAUGUCUAACUAUAGGAACAGAAAACCAACAUGAUCACGAUACCAGAACACCAUUUUGUGGAAAUGUUUCUUGUCCUCUAUUCAUACAAAGAUUAAUGAUACAAAUGAUUCCGUUUUAUAGGUUUACUUUUUUUCUCUCGUAUAUAACCUUUGACCCCUUCGAUCUUGGAGGGUUACAGUGUUUUUGUGCAUUGCUCUUGUGUCAGUUGUAGAUUUGAACCUUUUUUUUUAAAUAUUUGAAGUAACGCUGAACUGUAUCACUGUUUCUACAUUUUUCAACAGUUUUGUUUAUUUUAGUGUUUAUUGCCCUAAAAAAAAAAAAAAAGAGUGUAAUAGUGUAAUUGUUUUACUGGAAAUACUCAGGAUUUACAAUCCCACAUCGUAGAUGAUAACAACAGGUUAUUUGUGAUGGAGGUCGAAGAGCAUUUGAUAAAUUGUGUUUUAAUGAC